GCGGAAGGGGGGAGAGCAAUGGGGCCAGGAGGACACGGAGGGGGCGGCAGGGCAGACUGGCACGACUCCCCGCCGGUGCGGGGAGAGGAGGCCAAUUAUGUCGCACCUCCCCGAAGGUUACCGGCCUCGCCCUGCAUCCACCAUCCGCCCCCCCCCUCCCCUUCUUUUCUGUGGCUCCCUCCCCCUUCUCCAUCUCUCUUUCGAUUGCCUCCUGUUUCUGUUGCCCCCUUUCCCCCGUCUGCGAUGACCGAUACCGUGUCUUCGAUGAAGAAGCCACGCCGCCGCCAGAAUGCCCUGAAGUCCUUUCAAGACCGCCAGGACCAGCAGGCCAAGGCAAACUUGCCUGCCCCCCAUCCCGACCCGAGUCCCGUCCAGAGUGCUACUCAACCCGCCACCCGACGUAAAUACUCGAAGCUGCUGUCUUCCCGGCCGCGCUACAAGAGCAAGCAUCUGGACUUCCGCCCACCAGCGUCGCUCCUGGAAGGGGCGACCAUCAUCCGGCAUGAUAGUACGACUCCGGCACCUUGGGCCAUGCCUCUGCAUCCGCUCCUUCUCCCCUUCUCUCCCUCUCUUUGUUUGCGCACUUCUCCCGGCCCUGACAUGGAUGGCCCCUCUGCGGAUGUGGCGGCGAUGGAUUUUCAGCACCGGCCCCGGUGCCACGGGCCCAGGCUGACUCCUCUUCGUCCGAGGAUGAGAUGACCCUCGGCGGCGAUGACCUGCCCCUGACCAACUGGUCCCUGCUGUCCGCGCUGAAGGGGUCUUCCGAGGAGUUGUCCGACUCGAGUGAUGGCAGCACCGAUGACGCGGGCCCGGAGGAUGCCGCCGAGGAUCCCCUGUUCGCCUUGGCCCAUGAGGGCGACCCCCUGUCAGACGCGGCCUACAGCAAGCUCAUCGAUGCUCUCAUGUCCAGCAGCGACUCGGACGCCUCCGAGGACGCUGAUGCUGAGGAUGAUGAUGGCGCUGCCGAUCACAGCCACCGGGGGGACGCCAAUGCCCCGGGCCUCGAGAGCGAUGACGACAGCAUGGACGACUAUUCCGACGACCAGGACGACUAUGACAGCAUGGAGGAGGCCCUCCAGCCGGAGAACCCCCUCGACAUGUGCCUGGCCCAGCAUCUGCAGUCCUUCGGGCAGAGGCCCCGCGCAUCGGCGCCGAUCGAUCACCAUGGCAAGGCCCGGGGGUCUCGACGCCGAGCCCCGAGGAUCCCGGUCCCGUGGGCCUUCGACCGGCCGCCAGCCUCGGACAUCCGGGACCUGUUCUUGACGGACUUCCGCCCGGGCGCCGAUGUCCCCGCCCCGAAGGCGAUCCCCCACCUUGCCGGGUCUGGCGUCGUGCAUGCGGCAUGCCAGCGUGACCCCUUCCUCCACCUGGCCCUGCUGGUGGAUCUCAAGUUGACUCUUGGAUCCUUCCCCGCCGGGGGUGACGCUUCCCCCGCCUCGAAUGGUAAGCGCAAGAACCUGCCCUCCUUGCGGGGGUAUGUGGGCGAUUCGCGGCUCGACGCGCCGAACGCCCGGUCUGCACGUGCCUUCCUCGAUCGGGCGGUCAAUAACCACCCGCUUUUCGUGUCCGUGGCCCGGAUGCGCCUGUCUUCCGGAACCAAGGGCCAGGCUGCCGCCCGGUCACGGUCGCCCUCUUUGACCGGGCAGGUCUACCAGCAAGUCCUCCGCAUCCUGCUGGCGCACGUCCUCCGGCACCUGGCAUGGGCGCAGCCCUCGAUCCAGGCAGCCCUCGAGGGCUUGGGCUUGGACUACACCAUGGAGGCCUUUGUGGGUCGAGUGCAUGAGGGCCAACUUUUGGCCCCCCCCAGCAAGUCCCACCUUCGGCUCAUGGGCUACCGGGUGGGCACUCUGCCGACCGGGGACCGGGUCUUCGAGCCGAAGGGCGCCGGGCAAAUCCGCGCCCAUGCGGUCCUGCAGGAUGCCGUCUUCUCCGAGAUCCUGCGCCUGGCCCUGGACUCCGGCUUCUCGCAGGUCCCGGCCACGGUGGCCGGGCUGUCGGUGGCCGCCCUGGGACCGCCCCUGACCCUGGUCAGAGCGACGUCCGAGCCGGCCCCCGGUGGAGACGAAGGCGACCCUCCGGGCAGCGGUGGCCCUGCCGGCCACCGGGGCCGUGAUCUUGGCGUCCGGGGGUUCACUCCGGCCGGCAACUUGUCCGAUUCCUCAUCCUCCUCCGACGAUGACGAUGACGAUCACGACCACGACCACGACAAUGAUGAUGAUGGUGAUGAUGAUGAUGAUGAUGAUGCCGGCGUGGAGGUGGCACCUGUCGACGCACCGGCAAACGCCCCCAGCCAGGCUCCCACUGAGGCCCAGAUGGCUCGCGAGGCUCGUCGUGCUGCGACCAGCGCCGCGUCCAUGGAGCUGCCUCCGCCGGCAUCGACACCCCCAAUGGCGCCCAUGACGCCCUCAUCCGGGCGGCGGGCGGCGGCGCGUCACCGCCACGACGCCAUUGCCCAGCUGGCAGUCCUGUCGGCGCACUUGCCCAUCGGUCUCCCGCUCCCGGCGGCCGAUGCACAGGCCAUGGCCCGCGAGCUUUCGGCCAACGCCUCGGAGGGCCACGGGGCCGGGGUGGACUUCGGCCAGCUGACGCCCCAUGAGCGGGCGGAAUUCCGGUCGCUUCAGCUCAAGGCCCAGGGCAUGCUACACCGGAGUUUGCUGGCCAGCCUCGGGGUGGCGGUCGAUGUCCUGCGGCCGGCCUCCUCAUCCGAUGGCUCGGUCAAUGAUCUAUCACUGCUGAUCUGUUGGCAGCGCCUGUUCGCCGGACAGAUGGGCGGCACGGCUGCGCCGCUGGUGUCGUGGCUGGACCAGUUCACGGCCUCGCCACAUUGUGAGAACAUCGCCCUUCCGGCGGUCUUGCUGGCCCCGGAGCUCCGGAGCUCUGUCAAGGACAUCCUCAGUCACCUGGGGCUCACGCACAAGGUGGCCGGCAAGGGCAACUACAAGCACCUGUCUGUGUACCGGAGCCGGCGGUCACGCGCGGCGUCGGCCGACCUCACCGAGGCCGGCCGGCCGAUCGGGGCCCGUGGCGGGCGUCUGCUUGGGCUGAUGUCCCAGUUUGACAGCGCCGUGGGGAGCAUCCUCCGGCGGAAGCUGGCCAAGGUGCCUGCCCUGAACGCCGGUCCGAAUGGCCGCAAGUCUCGGAAUCACCCACGGCUGGAAUCCGGCUUUGUGUCCUUCUCCCGGCCGGCGGUGCUUUCCGGGACCAUGAAUGAUCCGCUUUUCGGGGACGAUUCCAUCUUCCUGGAUGAUGAGCCAGUCGGCCGCCCGGAUGCCCGGUCCGAAUCCGGGGCCGAGUCUGACGAUGGCUCCGGUACUUGGUCGGUCGAUCCCUCCCCCUCGGCGCCGAUGGAGGUGGACCAGCCACAGGCAGGGUCCUGGUCCGGGUCUCCGGUGCCCCCGGAAGAAGGCCAAGAGCCCGGCUCGGAGCCCCGCCAAUCAGAUGUCGACGCCCCGGCGGACAGUGCCCCUGCUGAGGAGGAGGUCUUCACCUUCCGCAUGGGAUCCCCAAGUCCCCCGCCGGCAGAUCCGGAUUGCGAGUUGGAGCCAUUCGAGUUCUUCCACGAUACCACCCCCGGCAUGUCGGCCAACGAGGCGGCCCCGGCGGUCUGGGGCCGGACUCCGACGGCCAGUUCACUGGUUCCCCUUGGGGCUUUGCCUCCGAGCGAGGUGGCACCACAGCCGGUCCCCUCUCGUCGGGAGCUAAAGCGACAAAUGCGCCAGGAGCAAAAGCAGCAGGCCCUUCAGCAGACCCUGCCAAUGUCGGUGGCCGCCCUUCAGCUGUCCCCGGCCCAGCCCAAGCGCCAAAAGGGCUCCCUGCCGACACAACCGGCGGCCCUGUGGCGGCAGUUCUGGUCCAGCGAGCGUCUGAGCGAUGUGUCCUCACUGAUGACCCCGGCCGGGACUGGGGUUCGUCCAAGCCGGGACAUUGGCUCUCCCGCGGGGACUGCCGGCCCGCGGCUGGGCAAGUACCAGACCCCCCUGCCUGGGAUGGCGGUUGGUGCCGAUGCCCCGCCCAUCGACGCCACCAAUGUCGGCCGGCAAAUGUUGGAGCGCAUGGGCUGGCGCUCGGGCGAGGGCCUCGGCCGGGAUGGCUCCGGUCAGGUAGACAACAUCGAGGUCCUGGUCCGUCGCGAGCGCUCGGGCCUUGGUAGCCGUUGAGAAGGCCCCUUCCCACUUGGGGCUGGCGCGUGCCUGGGCACGCGCCAGCGGGCCCGACAAAAGAGAAGCAUAAUACACCCUCCCCUCCCUCUUGGUCCCGCCCCUACAUUUUACCAUUGGGCAUCAUACACAUACAUGCACAUACGCACACAAAGAGGGCGA
Fonticula alba is the source of this 4319-nucleotide messenger RNA. RefSeq lists its product as hypothetical. Lineage: Eukaryota; Rotosphaerida; Fonticulaceae. Bases 696 to 4157 code for a protein of 1153 amino acids. Gene Ontology annotation, molecular function: nucleic acid binding. The transcript is spliced from 2 exons. The record is from RefSeq and is a predicted model, not a curated record.